Messenger RNA from Cadophora gregata, 186 nucleotides. RefSeq lists its product as uncharacterized. Lineage: Eukaryota; Fungi; Ascomycota; Leotiomycetes; Helotiales; Ploettnerulaceae. The transcript is spliced from 2 exons. Bases 1 to 186 code for a protein of 61 amino acids. The record is from RefSeq and is a predicted model, not a curated record.
AUGUCUGGAUAUCCUCCUCAACAAUAUGGUGGCCAUGACCAGUACGGACCACCUCAGCCCUAUGGUGCACCUCCACCUCAACAAGGUUACGGAUACCCUCCUCAACAACAGCCCAUGUACCAGCAAGCUCCACCACCACAACAAGCUCCUCCUGAAAAGGACCGUGGAUGUCUCUAUGGAUGGUGA